Molecule: messenger RNA, 948 nt
Organism: Chanos chanos (milkfish)
Lineage: Eukaryota; Metazoa; Chordata; Actinopteri; Gonorynchiformes; Chanidae
Gene: psmb7
Product: proteasome 20S subunit beta 7
Exons: 8
Coding region: 12-845 (277 amino acids)
Cellular component (GO): cytoplasm; proteasome core complex
Molecular function (GO): threonine-type endopeptidase activity
Source: RefSeq, a predicted model, not a curated record
UCCAACAGAAGAUGGCUACAUUGUCAGUGUGCCAACCUCUGAACGGAGGUUUCAGUUUCGAAAAUUGUAAGAGAAAUGCUCUCCUUGAAGCUGAGAUCACUAAAUUAGGAUGCAGUGUUCCCGCGGCUCGGAAAACCGGCACCACCAUCUGCGGCGUUGUGUUUAGGGAUGGCGUUGUUCUGGGCGCAGACACACGUGCCACAGAAGGAAUGGUGGUGGCAGAUAAAAACUGCUCAAAGAUUCACUACAUUUCCUCCAACAUUUAUUGUUGUGGGGCUGGUACAGCUGCAGAUACAGAGAUGACCACUCAGCUAAUUUCCUCUAAUCUGGAGCUCCAUUUUCUGUCUACGGGCCGCCUGCCCCGUGUAGCCACUGCUAAUCGCAUGCUUAAGCAGAUGCUUUUCAGGUAUCAAGGCUAUAUCGGAGCAGCAUUGGUUCUGGGUGGAGUGGAUUGCAUGGGCCCUCAUCUAUACAGCAUCUACCCUCACGGCUCCACUGACAAACUGCCCUAUGUCACCAUGGGAUCAGGUUCCCUGGCUGCUAUGGCUGUGUUUGAGGAUCGCUAUAAACCCGACAUGGAAGAGGAAGAGGCCAAGCAGCUGGUGCGUGACGCCAUAGCCGCAGGAAUCUUCAGCGACCUGGGCUCUGGCAGCAACAUUGACCUGUGUGUCAUCACCAAGGGCAAAGUGGACUACAUGAGACCAUAUGACCAGGCCAACAAGAAGGGCAUCAGAACCGGAGAUUACAAAUACAAGCGUGGAACCACGGGUGUUCUCACAAAGACCGUAGUCCCAUUUGACCUGGACGUGGUGGAGGAGACAGUCCAGACAAUGGACACUUCCUGAAGUUCCCAUAACCUUUUCCACAUUCUGGCUCCUUAAAUCUCCUCUAUGGAGUUCCAUAUAUGUUUGUCAAUUUGUUGGGGUUUUUUUUUUUUUUCCAGUGUUU